AUGGCCACUCUCACUCGAGCCACGCGCAUUCGCAACCCAGCCCUCUUCAUCUGCGAUAUCCAAGAAAAAUUCCGCAAUGUAAUCCACGAAUUCCCCAAAGUAAUAACAACAACCACCAAACUCCUCCGCGCGACGCAACCCCUCGACACGCCAAUCUACCUAACAACCCAAAACCGCGCCCGUCUCGGCGACACCGUCUCCGAACUGAGCCCGUACCUGCACGCGGCCCAACCCCCCAGCUCCGCCGGCACCUCCACCGCCAGCAGCACGCGCCUCCGCGCCGACAUCGACAAAACGCUCUUCUCGAUGAUCACGCCCGAGAUCGACAGCCUCCUACCCAACCCCCAACACGGCGAAACGCCCCUGGACGCGAUCCUGGUGGGGAUCGAGACGCACAUCUGCGUGACGCAGACGACGCUGGACCUGCUGAGUCGCGGGCACCGGGUGUAUGUGAUCGUGGACGGGGUGAGCAGCGCGCACGCGGAGGAGCGCGGAGUGGCGCUGCAGCGGCUGCGGGAUGCCGGGGCGACGGUGACGACGAGCGAGGGGGUGUUGUUUGAGAUGUUGGGGGAUGCGGGGCAUGCGGCGUUCAAGGGGGUGAGUGGGGUGGUGAAGGAGAUGAAGGAGGAGACGAGGGGGGCGUUGGAGGCUUUGGCGCGGAUUUAG
Molecule: messenger RNA, 666 nt
Organism: Aspergillus japonicus CBS 114.51
Lineage: Eukaryota; Fungi; Ascomycota; Eurotiomycetes; Eurotiales; Aspergillaceae
Product: putative isochorismatase family hydrolase
Exons: 4
Coding region: 1-666 (221 amino acids)
Source: RefSeq, a predicted model, not a curated record